CAGCAUUGUGUGAGCCCGGAAACUUUGUGCAAAGAACUUUGUCCGCAACGUUCGGCAACUGCGGAUAGGCUGGGCGCUGAUCGUAUUCAGCCGGCGACUCGUGAACGAGAUCGCAGCGGUAGAAGCGCGGCAUUUUUGACGCUUUGUAUCUCCCCGAGUGCUUCGCCACCGGCAACCUUUUCGUCCUGGAAGUAAAAGGCCAGCCUUACGAGCUCCUCUACGCGUUCGUCGAAUCACGCGUGUCACCUUCUAGCUAUUGAGUUCACCGCCAGCCCGCCAUUGGGGUCGCGCAACAAGUGUGAGCACUGUGCGUUUUGAAUCACACCGGCCAACUGCCGCAGCACUUGCUCAUCGCGCAUCGGUGGUCGAUCGUGGCUGCGUCGCUGUCAUCCUCAACAAGUUUUGCAGACUGCGACAUGAGGCUUCGCCGCGUUUUCGACUGCCUCGUGGUGGCAUUCAUUUGCGCCGCCGGUCUCCUGCUACUGCCGCUGUUGCUGCUGAGCCUGCGCGCGCGCCAGUGGUUCUUCGUGCGAAUCAUGGCCGUGGCUGGCUGGCUGUGGCGAGACGUCUUCGAGAGCACUCGACGCCGAGCGAUCGCUGCGCUUGACCAGCCAGAGUCGAACGACCUAGAACUGCGAGCCGACGGCGCGAUUCGAGUGCUCGAAAUUGGCGCCGGUUCGGGCGCCAAUUUCGGUUUCUUGCGAAGAAAGAUCAAGUACUGGAACGUCGACCCCAACACGGAGUUCCAGAGUUUCUUCCUGGAAACUGUCAAGAAAUACCCCAAGGUGGAGAUGGAGCGCUGGGUCGUCGGCUACGGCGAGGACAUGCACGACGUUCCCGACGGCCACUUCGACGCUGUGGUCGUGACGCAUCUGCUCUGCUCCGUCCACUGUCCGGAGAAGGUUCUGCAGGAGUGUCGCCGAGUCCUUGUCAAGGUGAAUGUCCACAAUUAUGCCUCCCUGAAAUGCUGGCAGUUCACUUUCCGUACCUUGAAAGGGGCAGCAGUUGUUGGAUGA
Rhipicephalus sanguineus (brown dog tick) is the source of this 1016-nucleotide messenger RNA. RefSeq names its product thiol S-methyltransferase METTL7B. The record is from RefSeq and is a predicted model, not a curated record. Bases 417 to 1016 code for a protein of 199 amino acids. NCBI's taxonomy places the organism in Eukaryota, Metazoa, Arthropoda, Arachnida, Ixodida, Ixodidae. Gene Ontology annotation, molecular function: S-adenosylmethionine-dependent methyltransferase activity. The transcript has 2 exons.